This is a messenger RNA of Petromyzon marinus (sea lamprey), 4582 nucleotides long. The record is from RefSeq and is a predicted model, not a curated record. NCBI's taxonomy places the organism in Eukaryota, Metazoa, Chordata, Hyperoartia, Petromyzontiformes, Petromyzontidae.
UGUCUCAAUCGAGCAUGCAUCACCUGCUUCGUCACCACCACCAUCAACACCACCACGAUUACCCACACUUUACCAACGCUGGAGGGACUCGCCGGGCCAGCCUCGCUCCCAUUACGUCAUGGCAGCUCCCCCCUCUCUCUCUCUCUCCCCCUCUCGCUCGCUCUCUUCCUCAGACACGCUCACGAUCGGCGCGACCGGGAAAUCUGCGGGGUGCACGGUGCCCAGGGGCAGGGGGAGAGUGACGGAGGCAGAAAGGGAGAGAGAGAGAAAGCGGGGAUAGACGCACCCGCAGCCCCAUUCACUUCAUUCCCAAGGAAUAAAAUAAUAAUUAAGCGCCUCCCCGCGUCUCCCCCGCCCCCCUGCAUCCCCCGCUGCCACCCCACGCCGACGAGAACAGCUCCCUUCUGCCUUCUCUCCGCUCUCCCUGCUCUCCCUGCUCCCGCUCUCUGCCGCCCCGCAUCCUCUACGCCCUGCGACAGCUGCUGUAGGAAGGGGCGCGUCACCUCGGAAAGAUGGGGCGCGCGCGCUGCGCUCUAUCGCGCAGGCAUGGCCCCGUCGGGGAAACGUGGAAUGGGCGCGAAGGCGAGGAGAACCUGUAGCCGCUGCUUGGACUCGCCCCUUGCUAUAAGAAGAGGAAGCAGGAGGAGGAGGUUUGGAUGUCGUUCUGUGACACGGGAUGCUGAUCCCGCAUUAGCGCCUCCUCUGUCGAGCGAGGUUCUCAGAUCUCGCGCGGCUGCUCACUCGCGCUGUCCCGGGUGCUGCUCCCCUGGGAUCCGCUGGGCGCUGCUGGGCGCCGCUCGGAGCUACUGACAGUCGCCGGGGAGCCGCUGUGGGGGGAGGCGCGCGGGGUGGUGCCACCAUGGGGAGCGCCAGUAGCGCCGAGGUGACCGUAAGCGGCAGCGGGAGCCCCGAUACGCGCAGCCUGCACGGGACGCCGCCGCGACGCCUGCCCGUGCCCAGCCCCGAGGACCUGGAGGCGCGGUUCUCCGCUGUGCUGAGCUCCAUGAACCUGCCUCCGGACAAGGCCAAGGCUCUGCAUCAGUACGAGGACGAGAAGAAGUGGGAGCUGGUCUGCGACCAGGAGCGAUUCCAGGUUAAGUCCGCCCCCCACGCAUGCCUCGCGCAGCUCAAAGUGCACCUCAACGCGGGCCUCGCGCGCAAGUUCAAGAGGCGCGUGCAGGAGUCCACGCUGGUCUUGCGUGAGAUCGAGAUCUCCCUGCGGACCAAUCACAUCGGGUGGCUGCACGAGUUCCUGAACGAAGAGAACCGGGGACUCGAUGUGCUCGUGGACUACCUCCACUACGCGCAGUGCUCGGGCACCUAUGACACGGACGGUCCGGACACGUGGGAUAGCGCUAGCUCCCUGGAGAGGCCGAGGGCUGGAGGCGGCUCCAGCGCGGAGGCAGAGAGCGGAGCGGCGAACGCGGCCAGGCAGCUCACGCUAAGGCACAGCUCCAUGAGCAGGCGGCGGACAUCCCGCGCAAGGGCGCUGACCCCCGUGAGCCAAGACGACGUUCACGUGUGCAUCAUGUGCCUGCGGGCCAUUAUGAACUACCAGUACGGAUUCAACAUGGUGAUGGAGCACGCGAGCUGCGUGAACGAGGUGGCGCUGAGUCUCAACAACAGGAACCCCCGGACCAAGGCUCUGGUCCUGGAGCUGCUUGCCGCCGUCUGUCUGGUCAUGGGAGGCCACGAUAAGAUCCUCGCUGCCUUUGACAACUUCAAAGAGGUGUGCGCGGAGAGGUAUCGAUUUGAGAAGCUCAUGGAGUACUUCAGGAUCGACGACACCAAGGUGGACUUCAUGGUGGCGUGCAUGCAGUUCAUCAACAUCGUGGUGCACUCCGUGGAGGACAUGAACUUCCGCGUGCACCUGCAGUACGAGUUCACUCACCUGGGGCUGGACGGUUACCUGGAGAGGUUGAAGAACACGGAGAGCGAGCGGCUCCAGGUGCAGAUCCAGGCGUACCUGGACAAUGUGUUCGACGUGGGCUCCCUGCUGGAGGACGCCGACACCAAGACGGCCGCGCUGGAGCGCGUGGGCGAGCUCGAGGAGCAGCUGGGCAUUGCCCGCGGGAGACUGCGGGACACGGAGGACGAGGCCCUGGUGCGGAUCGUGGACUUGGAGCAGCAGCUCUGCAGGGCCAACGAGCAGCUGGUGGCCAGCAAGGAGCUGAACCGGGAGAUGAGCUGCCGCGUCGUGCAGCUGGAGCAGCGGCUCAAAGAGACCGAGGCGGCUCCUGGGCCCCCCGCUGUGAGGACGAAGGGGGCUCCCGACUGCAGGCCUGCAUCUGCGACCCAGGGCCCAAGGCCACCAGCGUCCCCGACGCCCGCAUCCCAGGACGAGCCCGGUGCAGGAGUUGCUGCCCCGUCAGGCAGAGGCCGGACACCUCCGGCAGGGGGCGCCGCGGCUCCGCCUGAGCCGUCGGCCCUCGGCUCCUGCGCCCGGGAGUCGGGGCCCCUUCCUGCCCACGAGCAGCCCGCGGGCGAGCCGCCGGCGGAGCCCCCGGCAGGGCCCCCACCGCCUCCGCCGCUACCACCUCCUCCUCCGCCUCCUCCUCCGCCACCCGGAGCACCGCCACCGCCAGGGACGGCGACGGAAGCGAGAGCGCCCCGCGUCAAGACGGCCGUGGUGCCGCGGUUCCGCAUGCCGGCCUUCAACUGGGCCGCGCUGCAGCUGGCGCAGAUCCACGGCACAGUCUUCCACGAGCUGGAUGACGAGAGGGUCCUGCAGGAGCUGAACAUGAGCGAGUUUGAGGACCUGUUCAAGACGCGCGCCCAGGGCGGACCCACGCGGUCGCCGUGCCGCGCCGCCGCGACGCGCUCCCCAAGCCGCCGUCUCGUCGUCAUGGACUCGCACCGCGCCAAGAACCUCGCCAUCACGUUGCGCCGCGCGGGCCUCCCUGACGGAGACGUCGUCACCUGCAUAGAGAAACUGCACGUGGGCCGCCUGCCGCUGGACUUCGUGGAGAGCCUGACCCGCCUGGUGCCCACGGAGGUGGAGGGCCGCCGCCUGCGCCAGUACGAGCGCGAGGGGCGGCCCCUCGGGGCGCUGCCGCCCGAAGAGCGCUUCAUGCUGCGCCUGAGCGCCGUGGCGCGCCUCCCGCAGCGCCUCGCCGCGCUCGCCUUCAUGGGCAACUUCUCCGACAGCGCCUCGCGUCUCCUGCCGCAACUCAACGCAGUCAUCGCGGCGUCUCUGUCCCUGAAGUCGUCGCAGAAGCUCAAGAAGAUACUCGAGAUCGUCCUGGCCUUUGGGAACUACAUGAACGGCAGCCGGAGAGGAGCCGCUUACGGAUUCAAGCUCAACAGCCUCGACCUGCUGCUGGACACCAAGUCCACGGACCGCUCCCGCACGCUGCUGCAGUAUCUGACGCGCGUGGUGCGCGAGCACUACCCUGAGCUCAGCGCCUUCCACGCAGAGCUCCAGUACCUGGACAAGGCGGCCUCAGUGUCGUUGGACAGCGUGCUGCUGGACGUGAAGGAGCUGGAGGACGGUAUGGAGGCGACGCGCAGGGAGCAGGAGGCCGCGGGGGAACACGCGAUCAUCCGCGACUUCCUCGCACAGAACUCGGAGAUGCUGCGCCGGCUCCAGAGAGACGCGCACGCCGCACAGGAGGCCUACUCCGCCGUGGUCGAGUACUACGGCGAGGAGCCCAAGAGCACGCCGCCCUCCGCCUUCUUCCCGCUCUUCGCGCGCUUCGUGUGCGCGUACAAGCAAGCGGACGCGGAGGACCAGGCGCGCGACAAGCAAGAUCAGAGCGCCGGAGAGACGCGCGGGGCCGGGAGGGGCGCACGCGGAACCGACGAUAGCGGCACCGGCGGCGGCGCGCCCGGCACGGGCACUGCGCAUGGAAACGCGGUGCCCAAGCGCGCGGAGCUCGAACUCAUUGCCGAGCUCAAGAGGAGGCAGCAGGCGAAGGAGCGCAUCGUUUACGAGGGCAAAGACGGCGCCAUCGAGGACAUCAUCACAGUGCUCAAGGCUGUCCCGUUCGCUGCUCGCACUGCCAAGCGCUCCUCGCGUCUGCUCUGCGAUCUUCCGCUGCCCGAAGACCUCCUGGCGCCCAGCCUCGUACGCGCACGCGGCCGCUCCGCGCUCCUCUUAGCGCCGGACGCGACCCAACGCAACCCCGCAGCCUCCCGUUGACACGGCUGGGCCGUGAGCGCGUGCCCCGCGGCCUGCGGAGGCCUUCAUCCAGCAAUGGAGCGGUCGUGGUUGAUGCACACGAAGCUCUUUUCUGUAGAUAAGUGGUUCUGCUGGUGGGAAACGGGGGGUUAGGGGAAUGGGCGCGGGGCAGAUUACGGGCGGACUUUGCCGAAUGCCCAGCAAUGUCCAUGAUUGUUCAUACCGAUUGCUGUACAGGACAGUUCGUUAUCUGUUUUAAUAAUAGUAAUGCCGUCUAUGCAGGGAAGCCUCGCUGAGUCUAGAUACUCGUUUUUAGGAGGGUCCUGCGCUUGAGACGUUUGGCCAAUCCCAUUAACGAGGGGCGCCACAGUGGCUAGGAGAUGUUAACUACUUCGCCUGGUAUACAGGUCGUGAGUUCGAUCCCGACCCUGACGAUGCCUGUAUAUCUUAAGUUUGCGUGUC